Messenger RNA from Metarhizium album ARSEF 1941, 351 nucleotides. RefSeq lists its product as uncharacterized. The record is from RefSeq and is a predicted model, not a curated record. The transcript has 2 exons. NCBI's taxonomy places the organism in Eukaryota, Fungi, Ascomycota, Sordariomycetes, Hypocreales, Clavicipitaceae. Bases 1 to 351 code for a protein of 116 amino acids.
AUGCCGGAACAUCUGACCGCACCCUUGCCACCGCUCUUGGGUGCUCAUGAUGAUGACGGCGCCGUCAACGCCAGCCUACCAACUACAUCCAGUCCUCAAGGGCCCCAACAGCAGCAGCAGGCUUCGGGAUUGCGCUUGCUUUCUCCCUUCUUGGGCAAGUCGCUGACGGUUGGUUUAGCCCCCAUGACGAUUCCUUCCUGGGACUCGCACCUCGCGCCGAUUUGUAGCAAACUCGUCACCAAAGCACAAGGAUUGCAGAAUACCAUGUACCUCCAAGCGUGGUCAGCACUGAAGAAAAAGCAAACAGACAAUUUUGGAACGACCCCUGCGAUAAAGCUCCUAUCAUACUAG